Messenger RNA from Verticillium alfalfae VaMs.102, 861 nucleotides. RefSeq lists its product as hypothetical. Lineage: Eukaryota; Fungi; Ascomycota; Sordariomycetes; Glomerellales; Plectosphaerellaceae. The record is from RefSeq and is a predicted model, not a curated record. The coding region runs from base 34 to 861 and encodes 275 amino acids. The transcript has a single exon.
AUCCCGCAAGCAACGGUGACUUACCCGCCCCCCAUGCAGCCGAAAGCUCAGCCAUCGCGAUUCAUCGCAAGAUUAAUCCAUAAUCGUCAUCAUCUGAAUCAAUUACCUUCCAAUCGAGCAAUCUCUUCGCAGUCUUCGCUCCUGACCACCUAUCGACCAUCAGGAGCUCACCGACCAACCUCGCAUUCAACAUACCCUGCAUGCUACCACCAUCAACCGUUCACAUCCUCAUUGUCACCAUCGUCGCUACAGCCCAUUCCAAACGGAGGGCUUGAACCCAUGAGUCUCGAGGAGUGGGAUCUCCUCUCACCUGAAGCAAGGAUUCGAUCAGAAGGCGACAGAAAAUGGGGCUGGGUCGUCUAUCGGAGCUGUUACGCAAAAGAAUUCGACCCGCGCUGGCAGGAAAUCAAGAGCCAUAUCGUAGACGAGCUUUGUAAGGAUAUCGCUAGAUCCGACACGCCCUCUAUCGCGAAAACGAUGGAUUUCGUCUUUAUCGAGGACCCUGCCCUUGAAGGCGCCACGGUUACGCAGCUGCAGCACUACUUCCAGGCUUGGGCGCGCGCAAGCGAGGGAUACCAUUUUGACGAGGGGAGAGACGUAUCCCGAGACUCGAGGCAUGAGUUCUUCAUCAUGGUCGACGAACAAAGUUUACGCAACCGCACUCUUGGUCUUGUGCACGGAUGGCCACUAGAGCCGGAUUCGGAAGAGGUCGCGGAGGAGGGAAACCAGGAUGGUGCAGGGGAUUGGAUCAGGAUUACGGCGGAUUACACGGUCACGACAAGUCUCUACGAACAACUGAACGACCUCGAAUACUGGUACUCUAUCUAUAAGCCGCCGGAAAUGGGCUUGGCUUGUUUAUAG